AGUGCAGCAAGCGUCAAGAUAUGGCGUUUUGUGAAAGAUAAUUCGUAAAUAAUUUAUUAUAAUAAUUUAAAUGUUAGUGCAGUUUUGUAACUUAAAAUUAAUAUGAGUAGAUAUUACGAUUACGGUAACGCGAUAUCAUGUUGACAUGAGAUGGUCGCUCAUCAACAAUGGUUAAAACACGAUCUUCAGCGAGGGUAGGAAGUGCGGCCCAGAGUGUUCCCCCUGAAAAUGGGGCGUCCGAGCUUAGAACGAGACUCAAACCUACAGAAAAUGGACAUCGCUCGCAAAAGGGCUACAAUAGGAACAAUCAAGCCCUGCCGGGCAGUGGCGGAGUGCCGGGCAGCGGGUCGCAGGGCAAAGACCCCCUGGCGCCCGCGUUGCCAGGAUCCCGCACGAUGUACCAGCACCCUGCCGUCAGCGGCUACAAUACUCAGGACUCGCGCGGACAGACUAUGCCUGUCACGGCGCGGCAGAACCCGAUGUACGGGUCGGGAAUGUACCACGGGUACGGCGCAGGCGCGGGAGCCGCGACCCUCGCGCCUAUGCCCUCCCCGUCCCCUACCACCCCCUUGCCGCCAUUCCCCGUGCACCCGGACGUUAAAUUCAAGAAACUCCCGUUCUACGACGUGCUAGCGGAGCUAAUGAAGCCGUCGACGAUGAUGCCGAUGCAGGCUGGCCGCAUGCAGGAAGGCACGUACAUCUUCCACCUGACGCCACAACAGGCUACGGAGAUCGCCUCCGGGAAGGACAUCGUCGGCACGAGUAACAAACUCGAUUAUGUCAUUCAGGCACAACUGAGAUUUUGUCUACUGGAGACUUCUUGUGAGCAGGAAGACUACUUCCCACCUAGCGUUAAUGUCAAAGUUAAUAACAAAAUGUGCCCCUUACCAAAUCCAAUCCCAACGAACAAACCGACGCCGGAGCCGAAGCGGCCGCCGCGGCCUGUCAACAUCUCCUCCCUGGUGAAGCUGUCCCCCACGGUGGCCAACACGAUCCACGUGACGUGGGCGGCGGACUUCACGCGCGCGUACGUGCUCAGCGUGUUCAUGGUGCGCAAACUCACCUCCGCUGAACUGCUGCAGCGGCUCAAGAACAAGGGCACAAAGAAUCCCGAUUACACGCGCUCUUUGAUCAAAGAGAAGCUAUCAGAGGACUACGACAGCGAGAUAGCGACGACGUCACUCCGCGUCUCGCUGAUGUGUCCACUGGGCAAGAUGCGAAUGUCGUGUCCGUGUCGACCUGCGAAUUGCCCACACCUGCAGUGCUUCGACGCGUCGCUGUUCCUACAAAUGAAUGAGCGCAAGCCGACGUGGUUGUGUCCUGUGUGCGACCGCCCCGCGCCUUAUGACAGCCUAGUCGUUGACGGGUACUUCCAGGAGGUGCUGACGUCCCCGCGGCUGUCGUCGGAGUGCAACGAGAUCCAGCUGCACGCCGACGGCAGCUGGUCGGCGCAUGCGCCGCCGCCGCGGGCGCCGCCGCCCACCGCCGCCGAGCCCGUCACGCUCAUCGCCGACGACCUGGAGGUAAUACCUGUAGAGGGCGGCAGCAGCGGCGGCGGCGGCAAGCGCGCGGCCGUGGGCGAGAGCCGCGCGGCCAAGUCGGCGGAGGUGCUGGUGGACCUCACGUCCGACUCCGAGGACGACGUGCCGCUCAAGAGGAAGGUGCCACAGCCCAAGGCCACGCCGCCCGCCAUCGAGACUACCAUCAAGAACGACGACAACUACUCCUCUUCCAAUGAAGCGGUGUCGUCGAGCGGCUACCGCUCCCCGGGCGCGGGCGGCGGCGUCAUCUCGCUGGACAGCCCCUCCCCGCCCGCCGCCAGCCCGCCCGCGCCGCGGGACGCGCGCCCGGACCGGGACAGCCGCGACAGGGACACGCGGGACACCCGCGACCCACUGCCCGACCGCCCGCAUCUCUCCAUCACGCCUGUUGAUCGCUGCACCAGCAACAACACAGAGCGCGAGGGCAGCGAGCCCCCGCCGGCGCACUGGGCGCCCUACGCGGACGCCGAGCGGGACUCCCUUGACAGCUAUCGCAGGUACUGACUGAGGGAGAAGAGUGGCCGGCCGUCGUACGCCAGUGGCCACUCUUCAGAGGAGGACCAGGAACAGUACCCAGAGGUGCCGCUGCUGCCGCCGCCGCCGUAGCCUGCCCACCCUGCACCGCAGGACGAGCCAUGAUACCAGACAUACCUUUACUCUUACAAGGACGGAACUAUUGUCGCCGAACUACCAACAUAAAUCAAUCGAUAGUAUUGCUACACGAUAGUUUUAAAACUAUAGAUAGUAGUUAGUGGUGGCGAUUCGGGCAAGCAACAAUUUAAUUUGACAGGACUAAAACUAGCUGUUUCUUUCUUGCACGUGUUGUAAGUGAACGGCUACGAUUUCAGCAAGGCUAACAUGCGCAAAGUGAUAAAAUUAUCGAUCGAUUAAAUAAUUUUUGUCGAAAUCGAUAAGUUUUUUCCCUAACAUGCGUGGCACGUGAUUUUGUUCGUAUUUUGACAGAACGACAUGACUGAUUUGGGUUAACAUAUUAGCAUCAAUCGAAAAAACGACAUAAUUAUAUCGUCAGAAUCGAUGAAAUGACCGUGACAAAAUUUAAUCACGUUGCGCAUUAUAGCCUUAUAGAGCUGUCAAAUUAAUAUCAGUCUAAAUUUGUGUGCGCUCGAAUAGACACCAUUACCGUAUAUUAACCUCUCAUCUGUUGAGAUCUUUCCGACAAACAAAUUGGUAAUAAUAUCUACCUGUCGAUACUAUUGAAAUAACUAUCGAUAGUUCACUGUCGAUCAGCACCCCUAGACAGAAUAUCUACAAACGAUGUCCUGGGAGUCUAAAGGGACCACAUCAAAGCAAUACUAAAAAGCAA
This is a messenger RNA of Pectinophora gossypiella (pink bollworm), 2865 nucleotides long. It is a transcript of the gene Su(var)2-10, whose product is annotated as E3 SUMO-protein ligase PIAS3. The record is from RefSeq and is a predicted model, not a curated record. Gene Ontology annotation, biological process: regulation of transcription by RNA polymerase II; protein sumoylation. The transcript has 13 exons. The coding region runs from base 168 to 2045 and encodes 625 amino acids. Gene Ontology annotation, molecular function: transcription coregulator activity; zinc ion binding; SUMO ligase activity. NCBI's taxonomy places the organism in Eukaryota, Metazoa, Arthropoda, Insecta, Lepidoptera, Gelechiidae.